GCUCAGUCGCGUCGGUGGCAUGCUUCAUGGAGUUAUGUACCUUUCCUUGUCCACUCAACUGCCGUCAUGGGUUGCACGCGCUUCCUAACCCUCCUGCUCCUUCUCUUCAUGCUCGUUUCCUGCGCCGAAUUUAUCGUUUAUCCGUCCAAUGAAGUUAACCUGUUGGAUUCCAAAGCAAGCCAAGGGGAGUUGGGAUGGAUAUCAUAUCCAUCACAUGGGUGGGAAGAAAUCAGUGGUGUGGAUGAGCACUACACACCAAUUCGGACCUUCCAGGUAUGCAAUGUGAUGGAGUACAGCCAAAACAACUGGUUGAGAACCAACUGGAUCCCUCGCAGUUCUGCUCAGAAGAUCUAUGUGGAGCUCAAGUUUACUUUGAGAGACUGUAACAGCAUCCCACUGGUGCUUGGAACCUGCAAAGAAACCUUUAACUUGCACUACCUGGAGACAGACGAAGACCAGGGCAGUAAGUUCCGUGAGCACCAGUUCUCAAAAAUAGACACCAUUGCGGCCGAUGAGAGCUUUACUCAGAUGGACCUUGGGGAUCGCAUUCUUAAACUUAACACAGAAGUGCGAGAAGUAGGUCCAGUCACUAAGAAAGGCUUUUACCUGGCCUUCCAGGAUGUGGGAGCUUGUGUGGCGCUGGUGUCAGUGCGGGUAUACUUUAAGAAAUGUCCUUUCACAGUGCGGAACCUCGCCAUGUUUCCUGACACAGUGCCCAUGGACACUCAGUCAUUAGUGGAGGUGAGGGGCUCCUGUGUCAACAACUCCAAGGAAGAGGACCCUCCCAAAAUGUACUGUAGCACCGAGGGAGAAUGGCUGGUACCCAUUGGGAAAUGUUUGUGUAACAUUGGUUAUGAGGACCGGGGAGUCACCUGCCAAGCUUGCCGGCCUGGAUUCUAUAAGGCUUCGUCUGGGAAUAUGAAGUGUUCAAAGUGUCCCCCUCACAGCUAUACCCACAAAGAGGGGGCUGUGCACUGCAGCUGUGAGAAGAACUACUUCCGUGCAGAUGGAGACUCUUUGUCAGUGGCCUGCACCCGUCCCCCGUCUGCUCCUAGGAACGUAAUCUCAGUCAUCAACGAGACGUCAGUGAUCCUGGAUUGGAGUUGGCCAGAAGACACAGGUGGCAGGAAGGACUUGAUGUUUAAAGUAGUGUGUAAGCGUUGUUUGGCUGGGUCUAAACAAUGCGAGCCGUGCAGGGGGGCUGUGCGUUUCCUCCCGCGUGCUUCAGGCCUCGUGAACACCACAGUGACUGUGGCUGAUUUGCUGGCACACACCAACUAUACAUUUGAGAUUGAGGCAGAGAAUGGAGUUUCAUCUCUGGCCCCUGCAAUGCGCCAGUAUGCCAGCGUCACUAUAACAACCAACCAAGCAGCUCCAUCCCAGGUCACAGUCAUCAGAAAAGACAGAACAUCCCGAAACAGCAUCUCACUAUCCUGGCUGGAGCCAGAAAGACCCAAUGGUAUUAUCUUGGACUACGAGGUCAAGUACUAUGAGAAGCAAGAACAAGAAACCAGCUACACCAUCCUGAGAUGCAAGGGCACCAAUGUGACUCUGAAAGGAUUGAAACCUGAUACCAGAUACCUGCUGCAGAUUAGAGCUCGUACUGCUGCGGGUUAUGGCAGCAGCAGCCGCAAGUUUGAAUUUGAGACCAGCCCAGACUCUUUCUCAAUCUCCAGUGAGAACAGCCAGGUUGUGCUAAUUGCCAUUGCUUCUGCUGUGGCCAUCAUUCUCCUCACCGUGGUACUUUACAUUGUGAUUAGCAGGUGCUGUGGCUAUAGUAAAUCCAACCAUCCAGACAAAAAGAGAUUCCACUUUGGUAAUGGUCACUUGCGACUGCCAGGCGUCAGGACCUACGUGGAUCCGCAUACUUAUGAGGACCCAAGUCAGGCCGUGCAUGAAUUCGCUAAGGAAUUGGAUGCAUCUUGCAUCGCCAUUGACAAAGUAGUUGGUGCAGGUGAAUUUGGGGAGGUGUGUAGUGGUCGUCUGAAAUUGCCUUCUAAGAAAGAGAUCUGUGUGGCCAUCAAGACUCUGAAAGCAGGUUAUACAGAGACACAGAGGAGAGAUUUCCUGAGUGAGGCUAGCAUUAUGGGACAAUUUGAUCACCCCAACAUUAUCAGACUGGAAGGAGUGGUCACUCGCAGUAAGCCGGUAAUGAUUGUGACAGAGUACAUGGAGAAUGGGUCCUUGGACAGCUUCCUUCGAAAACAUGAUGCUCAGUUUACAGUGAUCCAGCUGGUGGGAAUGCUACGUGGAAUUGCGUCAGGUAUGAAAUACCUCUCAGACAUGGGCUACGUGCACAGAGACCUCGCUGCACGCAACAUCUUGGUCAACAGCAACCUGGUGUGUAAGGUGUCUGACUUUGGUUUGUCCAGAGUGCUCGAGGAUGAUCCAGAGGCGGCCUACACUACAAGAGGUGGCAAGAUCCCAAUUAGGUGGACAGCACCAGAGGCUAUCGCUUAUCGCAAGUUCACUUCAGCCAGCGAUGUGUGGAGCUACGGCAUUGUACUGUGGGAAGUCCUGUCCUAUGGAGAGAGGCCUUACUGGGAGAUGUCCAAUCAGGAUGUGAUCAAAGCAGUGGAUGAGGGGUACCGUCUUCCCCCUCCAAUGGACUGCCCUGCACCCUUAUACCAGCUGAUGCUGGACUGCUGGCAGAAAGACAGAAACAACCGACCCAAGUUUGAGCAGAUUGUCAGUAUUCUGGACAAGCUUAUACGUAACCCAGGCAGCCUGAAGAUCACAGCGAGCACCGCCUCCAGGCCGGUCAAUCAGCUUCGGACCAGCACUGACAUCACCUCAUUCAGCACUGUGGGCCACUGGCUGGAGAGCGCAAGGACUCUACCCUGUAAAGACGCGUUCAGUGGAGUCAGCUACAGCUCUUGUGAUACGCUACCCAAGACCUCUGCUGAGUACUUCAAGAAGGUUGGUGUAACAUUUGUUAGACCUCAGAAGAAGAUUGUGAGCAGUAUCAAAGCACUUGAAACACACUCAAUAAACAGCCCAGUUCCUGUCUAAAAAUCAAUUUAAAAAAAUCGAUAAACAAAACAGUCAGGAGACUGAUGCUGCUUUUGGUUUUAAAAGACAAAAAUUAUGAAUACGAGAGAAAGCAUAAAACAACAAUGUUAGCAUAUCAGGGCACAGGGAAAGCAACACUCUUUGAGAAAGGCUGUUGUUCCAGCACCCAAUCAUGUUGCUCAGACAGAAAUGUGCCUCAUGGCCUGUUAAUGGACUGCUUCAUGCAAUGAAAAAGAAUAAAAUGCAGGUGAGGCUUCUCUGCUAAACCAAGCCCUUGUGCAGGACCCUAGCCUCCCAUAAGCUCUCCACAGACCAGCAGAGCACUGUUUGAAGAGCAAGAUGGAGCUAUCAGGAACUUGGAAGUGUCUCUUCUGUGCAGAUACAACUAAUAGCUCUUAACACAUGACAGGAGGGCAAUAAAAUGCAAAAACUUUGUAAUGCAGCCACCCUUUUGAAAAGAAUGAACUCAAGCCUAAGACAUGUUCCAUCCACAUGCCUCACUGGUUUUCUGUCAUGUUGGAUUAAGAGUGUCUUAGCUGGUUGAAGAAAAAACCAUGCCUACCAAUAUAUAAGAGAUGCCUUUAAUUUUGAGAUUGCUGUAGAGAACUAGAGAGCGGGAAAUGGAUUUCAGUAAAAGAUAGUGAAAUUGGCAGUGCAAUAAAAGCAGGAAUGCUGAAUAAAGGCACACUGAUGUUACAGUAAUUUUCUGAUUCUGUGUAUGUGACAGAUUGAGAAGGAUACAUGAAUAACUACUACACAAUAAGGUAAUAGGAUCAACAAUAAAGCACUAUGUAUGUACUCCUUUAUCUUGCUUUUUAUGCCACUUAAAGCAGACACUUUGUAACCAACAAUGAAUAUGUGAAUUUGUGAACUACUUGAAAAAAAAAAAAAAAUCAAUGGCAAUGUAAAAUUGAUACCUAGCUGUAUAUUCCAAGUCUGCCUUGGAAUGUGGCUAGAAGUGUUAGUUACAUCUGUAUCUGUCCAGUAAAAUCAUAAGAGAGAAGGUCAGAGAACAAAGUGUAGUCGGGCAACGGAAGUGUUAGAUAUGACGAAAAUGAAGGACCUCAGUGAAGAGCAAAGCGUAUCAUUUCCUGCUGUGAAAUUUUUGAAGUCUUCAAAUGGCAUUAAUAUAUUUGAGGGAAUGUUCUUUAGGGACAAUGUCAAGUAAUAUGUCUCUAUUGCAAAUGCUCAGGAUGCAUAGCCCUCAUUCAAUUUUAGGAUGAAAAAGGACAGAAAAGAAGUAAAUACCAUGCAACCGACUACUUCAGACUAAUGUUCCGUGCCAUUAUAACCAUCAAUUAGUUUUAAACUACAAACAGAAAUGGAAAUUAACCAAUGAAAAAGAAUUCUUAAUGCCUAAAAAGGUUCAUUUAUGUGUCUUAAAAAUGUAUUGAGAUCACGAAUUAUCUACAUGAAUAGUGACAUCCUCUAAAAUGAUAAAAACAUUUCGCUCUUCCUUUUAACCAUUCAGUCUGCCUGUAAAUGUUGCUGCUCCCUCAGCUCUCAGCAUGUACAUAUGUAAACACACCCUGUAAUAAGAGCAAUGUUUAAUGCACCGGCCAUCCUUUUGUACAAAUGUUUGUAUGUAUAAAAGAAUGAAAGAAAAUCUGUUCGAACUUUAAAAAAAAUAAUAAUUUGUAUUAUAUUUUAUUCUCUUUUGUAUCGUAUUUGUUUUUUGUUUGUUUGUUUUUUACUUUACAAAUAAAAAUUCAACAGUAAUGAUCUAUUUAUUUGAUAACAAACAGUAUACCGUGCUAAUUUGAGUGUUUUUUUUUGUUUGUUUUAUUUUGUAGCAUACAGUAAGUUAUGACAUGGUUAUGUGAUGACAUUAUCAGUGUUGUAAAUUUUACUUUAUGAAACAUGACUUCAAGAGAGCAAUACUGUUUUGUUCCACGCUGUCCUUCUCUACUCUUCCUUUAGAGUGGUUUGUACGAUGUGGUGUGUGUGAGGAAGUAUGUGGGUGUGCAAAUGUAGAUGGCCUUGUCUACUAAUGUGAAAUGAUUUGUAGUGGAAACAUUUAUAUUUUUAUAAUAAACUAUGUAAAAAUGUUUUCUAAAGAAUGUA
This is a messenger RNA of Clarias gariepinus (North African catfish), 5076 nucleotides long. RefSeq names its product eph receptor A3 (gene epha3). Gene Ontology annotation, biological process: cell surface receptor protein tyrosine kinase signaling pathway; axon guidance; protein phosphorylation. Gene Ontology annotation, cellular component: neuron projection; plasma membrane. The transcript has 17 exons. The record is from RefSeq and is a predicted model, not a curated record. Bases 67 to 3012 code for a protein of 981 amino acids. Gene Ontology annotation, molecular function: transmembrane-ephrin receptor activity; protein binding; ATP binding. Lineage: Eukaryota; Metazoa; Chordata; Actinopteri; Siluriformes; Clariidae.